Trypanosoma theileri is the source of this 1563-nucleotide messenger RNA. RefSeq lists its product as uncharacterized. Lineage: Eukaryota; Euglenozoa; Kinetoplastea; Trypanosomatida; Trypanosomatidae. The record is from RefSeq and is a predicted model, not a curated record. The transcript has a single exon. The coding region runs from base 1 to 1563 and encodes 520 amino acids.
AUGACUCAAGCUGAGAAGGAAGUGAAGACACAACAAUUUCUUAAACACUUCUUUUCUCUCUUAGAUGCCCGCAUUCAAAAAGGCACAGACACGGUUGAAACUCUACUAAAGAAACACAAGAAGGAAGAAGAAGAAAUAGAUGAAAAGAAGAACACAGUAAAAGAAGAAGUAGAGGAAGAAGAUGAAGUUUCUUCACUGUUGCAAUUAGAACAACGAGUGGCAUUAGGGAAUACUCUCCCACAAUGGGUACAUCUCCUCUGUGUAGAUGCCCCACCCUCGCAGGAAUCACAGUUAACAGAGAAUAUGAAUAGUAAGAGUAAGACAAACAUCAAUCGUAUGGAGACUUCCUCUCUUUCUUAUAUUGAUGCCGAUAUGCAAGAGUCUCUCUUUAACUUUCCACAUCUUGAGUCUAUUCCAUCACCGUGGAUAGCACAACGAACACCUCCAUCACUACAUACACGACAACGUCUUCUUUUACAUUUACAACAACGCUACCAUAGACAAAUACAACAACAUGAAAAACAUAAUUCCUUUUUAAAUGAUUUUUUACAUGCUUUACGUCAACGCAGUGUUGUUGAUGGAAAUACUAUAGGGCGUGUGGAAUGUGUAAAUGCGGUGGAAUCUCUCUUCUCCGUAGAUGCAGCAAUCCAAGAAGUGCAAGAACCACCAUUAUCAUUAAUAGCGGAAGUUCUCUUUACGGAGUGGUGUGCAGCUGCUGCGGGAGAUGCCUCCUUUGCCUCCACAAGUGUUCCUCUUCACAUCAUUGAAGAAGAUCUUAAUUACAGCUGCGGUAGUGCUGGACAUCCACCGUGUGAUCCACACAGUGUUAACCGUACAAAUAGUCAUCAUCCUUAUCCUUAUCCACAUAAUGAAGAAAGUAAAGGAGUUUAUAAUAAUAGUUCAGCCUUAGUAGGUACACUCACUGGAUUGGCUUGUAUGCAUCCAAUGAGUGCAGCACCGCGAGAAGGUACUGGAAAGAAGUCUACUGUUCAACGAACUCGUCGACGGAGACGAAAUAGCUGCAGUGAUGAUGAUGAUGAUGAUGAUGAUGACGAUAAUGACGAUGAUGAUGAUGAUGAUUACUACGAUGAUGAUGAUGGGGAUUUGUAUUAUGAAGAUGGAGAGUUUAAUGACUAUGAUUAUGAUGUACACACAGACGCUAGUACCAUGGAAGAACGGAGAUCACAACGUCGCACAAAUACUUAUAAUAAUAGUAGUAAUAACAACAGUAAUAACAGUCGAUAUAAUCGUCAGUUGAAUGCCUUUAUUUCACGGAAUACUAGUGCCUUUCGUGUACCACUGGCUUCUCUGGUACUGAACGUAUUUGAUGUUACUACUGAUUCUCUUGAUAUUUCUAAUAAUAAUAAUAAUAAUAAUAAUAAUAAUAAUAAUAAUUGUGCUCCUAUUAGUGGGAAUGAUAAGAGCCAUAAUGGGACGGCAAUUAUGGCGAUGAAGCGAUAUGUUAAACUUGCACGCGGUGAAGUUCAUUGCCGUCGUGGUGAUUUGCAGUGGUUUGUUGUUGGCGAUUCCAAGCGGCAUCGUAGUCUGCUUGAGUCACGCUAA